AUGUUUUCGGAUGAGGGAUUAUGGCGUCAAGAGAAGAAGGACCAUCAUGAUGUGGCCUUUACACAGUAUUGCGAACGGGGUACAGCCAGUGCGGCAUACAUAACCGCGGAGCUCCUCCGGCUUUCUCGGUCGGCAAAGGGCUUGGCGGAUUGGAUGGCGCGAUCGAUGAGAGGAGCCGAUAUGAACUCGGCACUCCAUGCUUUGGCUAGAGGAAGCACAACAUUGAUCGACGGCUUCAAUCGCUUUCCGAUCAGACGAAAUGUACCACCGAUCACUGUCAUACUCGCCCCGGUGCGGCUCAUCGCUGGCUCUGAUACACAGGUGGUAACGCCGGGGGAUUGGGCAUUGAACAAUACUGAACAACACGUCUAA
This is a messenger RNA of Botrytis byssoidea, 372 nucleotides long. RefSeq lists its product as uncharacterized. The record is from RefSeq and is a predicted model, not a curated record. NCBI's taxonomy places the organism in Eukaryota, Fungi, Ascomycota, Leotiomycetes, Helotiales, Sclerotiniaceae. The coding region runs from base 1 to 372 and encodes 123 amino acids. The transcript is spliced from 6 exons.